Cadophora gregata is the source of this 4460-nucleotide messenger RNA. RefSeq lists its product as uncharacterized. The coding region runs from base 457 to 3999 and encodes 1180 amino acids. The transcript is spliced from 7 exons. Lineage: Eukaryota; Fungi; Ascomycota; Leotiomycetes; Helotiales; Ploettnerulaceae. Gene Ontology annotation, biological process: response to oxidative stress. The record is from RefSeq and is a predicted model, not a curated record. Gene Ontology annotation, molecular function: peroxidase activity; heme binding.
GUCCCGGGGGAUGGGGGAUGGGGAUCGAGGGGAUGUGCCGUGUUUAUCUACUUUUUUUCUCCCCUAUCUAGGCUCGGCAAGGUUUGUUGUGGCUUAUCCAGGAAAUUUCAUGGGCACUUGGUCCAGUUUGAGAGGGUUGGGCAGCUGAGCUGACCACUUACAGACCGCCUGUAUCGAGCCCCCAUGCCCGUAGUCCAAAUACGAGGCUUGUCCUCAGGGACUUGCAUACGACCCUGGCUCCCCUGAACCUCCUCCAUUGGAUCUCCCAUGCGGCUGAGACCCCGAGAGUCAAUAGUAAGUUAAGUGAUAGCAAUAAGUACCUUGUGUCUCCAUCUCUUUUCGGACGUUCUCUCUUUUUCCCUUGUUGCAUCUCGUGUUGCCAGUGCAGCCCUACACUCGUUUGUCGAUAUACUUGUAUCGUAUGCUCGAUCUUUUUUUCUUCAAUAAUAUUUAAUUAUGAAGCUUUGUCCGACUGUUGUGGGCUUAAUUGCCGUCUUUGCGGGACUGGGAGUUGCGGCGCCAACAUGGCCGUCUGCCAUUGACGAGCUGGAAGAUGUUAUGUUUCUGAAUGCGGGCUACAAGAGCAAGGGUUUCGGAGGUCAUGUCACGCCUUGCUCGCUAUCGGAAUUUGGAGUUGGACGACAAACGGCUGCGGAAUGGUUACGGAUCGCUUUCCACGAUAUGGCCACGACGAAUGUUUUCUUCGAACCACAUGGAGGAAUCGACUCUUCAAUAGCUUGGGAGUUGAGCAAUGGCGAGAACCUGGGCCCCGGAUUCGUUAGCACGUUGCAGACAUAUUCUGCGUUGUACAAUAGUCGCUUAUCUGUGUCCGACCUCAUCGCCUUGGGAGUAUAUGCAUCUGUCCGAGCAUGUGGCGGUCCGGUUGUGCCUAUCCGUGGAGGGCGGAUCGAUGCCACAGCUGCAGGUCCUAUGGGAGUGCCUCAGCCACAGAACCCCCAAGGAACAUUCAUCAAUCAGUUCGCGAGAAUGGGUUUCAAUACCGUCGAUAUGAUUCAGAUGACUGCUUGUGGACAUGCUAUCGGAGGAGUUCAUAGCGAGUUCUUCCCAGAGAUUGUGCCUGCAGGAACUGCACCAAACGGAUACGCGCUUUUCGACAAUACUCUGGAAUUCGACAACAAUAUUGCUACCCGAUAUAUCAGUGGGCCCAACACUGAUCCUCUGUCUGUCGGGCCGUCUGUUGCAGCUACUCGAAAUGCUGAUACUGUAGUUUUCACUGCGGAUAAGAAUGUUACCAUCCAGGCAAUGACAAACCCGACCACUUUCAACUCCGUGUGCUCGUCAAUUUUGCAAAGGAUGAUCGACACAGUUGCACCAACCGUGAACCUCUCGGACGCACUCGCACCAUAUGAAGUCAAGCCCAGUGGAAUCCAGCUCACUUUGCUGUCAGGUGGUGCUCAGAUCACCUUUUCUGGGGACAUCCGAGUCAGGACUACCACCAGACCUGCUUCGUCCAUUCUCAAUGUCCAGAUUAUCUACAAGGACCGCACGGGAGGAGUUGGAGGUACCAUCACUACCACGACUGUUAGCGGAACAGCCACUGGAUUCGAUGACAGCUUCACGUUCUACGGCUUCAGUGCCAACAUUCCAGCGACAACGUCUAUUUCGUCAUUCAAUGUCAUUGUCGUAGGCACGGGCGGACUUUCAACCACCUACGCCAACAAUGGUGCUGGGUUCCCGAUUCAGGACUCCGUCAUCGCCUUGGCUCCUCAGAGUUGUCUCAGCGGCACUAAUCUCACAGUCGUUGCUGCCGUCCGCACUGGAGUUACUUCUCCUGUGUCAUUGGGCGUCAGUCAAAAGGUUUCUCGAACUGGAGGUGUUCCCGUCCCAGCUUUGUCCAACUCAACAGUCCCCAUGGUCAAGGGGGCGACCAUUGGGCCAUAUGCAAUCUACAGCGGUAGCUCUACCAUCGCUUCUGCCGCUGGCACGAAGUAUGGAGUGAGAAGUGGCACUUUCGCCGAUGAUUUCAAGGAUCCCGCCUCACUCGGAACAUCAUGUGCCUCUCUCGGAACUGUUGCGCCAAGCAGUACUUCCAGCUCUGUAGUUUCAACUUCGCGAUCGUCAACAUCUUCGCGGGCAUCAUCCACGACCUCUUCGACUGCUGUUCCCACCCCAGUGCACAAGCCAAUCGUGGGCAAAUAUACUUUCCAAGGUUGCUUUACGGAAGGCACAGGCGUUCGGGCUCUUGCCGGCGCAGCUUUCGUUGACUAUGCAAACAUGACUUCGGAGAUGUGCGCCUCAAACUGUGCUGCAUACGUCUACUGGGGUAUUGAAUAUUAUGGGGAGUGUUACUGUGGAAAUGAGCUCGCUGCUUCUUCAACACAAGCUCCUUUGGAGGAUUGCAAUUUCAUCUGUCCCGGAAAUCCCAAUGAGUACUGCGGUGCUGGCAAUCGGUUGGAGCUGUAUAUGCUCACCUCGGUUGCUACAAGCUCACGGUCAUCCAGCUCAGCCCGAUUCACAAGCUCAGUUCGGUCCAGCUCUGUAUCAUCACGGUCCUCAACGGUACCAACCUCGACGCCAACUCCUGCUGUCAAAGCCGUCGUUGGUAGUUAUGUUCACCAAGGAUGUUACACUGAAGGCGACGGUGUGAGAGCUUUGUCAGGGGCACAAUAUGUCGACUAUGUUGGCAUGACUCUUGAGAUCUGUGCCUCGAAAUGUGCUGGAACUACCUAUUUUGGAGUCGAGUACGGUGGAGAAUGCUACUGUGGUCAAACACUUGAUGCCACCUCCGUUCUAGCUGCGAACCAACUCGAUUGUAGCUUUAUCUGCCCAGGCGACGGGAGCGAAUACUGUGGAGCAGGCAACAGGCUAGAGUUGUACAAACUCGGCUCGGUGUCAUCCAGCAGCAGCCGAGUGACUUCGACAUCAAGCGUUCGUUCUACUUCUUCCACACGUGUCUCAACAACAAGCACGCAGAGUGGUUCUUCAUCUCGAUCAUCAACGGCGGUUUCAAGUUCAAGGAGUUCCUCAUCUUCUCGUACUUCCACGUCCAGCUCUAGGCUGUCGGCUUCAACUACUCGAUCCUCUUCCACAUCUCGAUCUACUUCCACAUCUCGUUCCACUUCCACGUCACGAUCGAGUUCAAGAAGCUCAUCAACGCUCCGAUCUAGCACGACUAAUACAUCAAAGUCCUCGUCUUUGACGGGAGCGAGCUCAAGCAGCACGAGACUUAGUUCAAGUACAACGAAGCCUGCCAGCUCGAGCUCAGCAAGCUCAACAGCUGUCCCAACCCUUCGCAUCGUACCAUCAGCAGGUGGCUAUAACUACCUAGGUUGCUACACAGAAGGAGAUGGUGUCCGUGCUCUUGGUGCUGCAUCUUUCCCAAGUGAUACUAAUACUGUCGAAUCUUGUGUGGCAUCUUGCGCUGGAUUCAAAUACGCUGGAAUGGAAUAUGGACGAGAAUGUUGGUGUGCAGAUGAGUUCGGAGCCGGAUCCGUUCUUGUUCCAAAUGCAGACUGUUCCAUGACCUGCGCAGGCGACCAAUACGCCUAUUGUGGUGCCGGAAACCGUCUUCAAGUCUACCAAAAAGCCGGCACAGGCUCUCCCAGCACAUCAAGCAGCCGUUCUGUUUCUACCACCAAGCCUGCCAGCUCAACAAGCAGGGUGGCGUCCAGCACCUCAAAGCCAGCCAGCUCAAGCACGAAGACCUCGUCUGCAGCGCCGCAGGGAACGCCCGCUAUUAAGCCAACUGUUGGCGCAUACAGCUACUAUGGAUGCCAGACGGAGGCUACUGGAGUGAGGGCUCUGAAUGGAGGGUUCUUCUUUAAUGAGACUUCUAUGACGUUAGAGAUGUGUGCGUCGAACUGUGCAGGAUUCAAGUACUGGGGUGUCGAGUAUGGUGCUGAGUGCUACUGUGGAAACGAAUUCCAGGCAGGGAGUGUCACAGUUCCGCAGGCUGACUGCAGCUUCCUAUGUCCGGGUAAUGCAUUAGAAUAUUGUGGAGCAGGUAAUCGAUUGUCUACUUACGUUUUGACGGUUUGAAUGAAGAGGCGGGUCGUGGGAGGCGGCUUUGGACUUGCAGGAAAUGAAGGGAUUGAUUGGAAGUUGACGAGAGUCUGAAAUUUUGGCGAUUUAGCUAGACACUGAAGGCUUGGUGCUUCUGUCCUUGAGCAUAUAGCACGCCCCUACAGAGCAUUUAAUGACGGCUGAGGGGUAAUAAAUUACUUCUAUUCAUGUUACCAGAUGCCAGGAAUUUUGGGCAGUCCCCAGAGAUGUGUGUGCAAGCCUGUGGAUACUGAUUCUGGAAGCGAAUCAAUGUCCUUGAGCCAAUUGUGUGUCUCUCGGUCGUCGUUACGGUGCCUAUGUCAAGGUUGGCUGGCUAGACAGGCCGACUGGUACAGAAUCUUCGUCUCUCGCCUAUCUCGCCCUACGUACGACGUAUGACCUCGAAAGCUUCCCAUUUAGGUAGCACAAGCCGUGUUGCAAGGUACUAAGAAUGUAAG